AUGACCAGCAUCCGCUCCGCACCGGCGCCCCCGGCGCAUCCGCCGGCCGCGGCCGCGGCCCCUCCGCCGCAGCGGCAGCAGCCCGCGGGGCGCUCGGGCCCCAGCGCGGCGGCGGCCUCGCCACCCGCCGCGCGGCGAUCCGCGGCGAAAGCCGCGGGCGGGGCGGCCGCUACGGCUCGGCCUCCCACGGCCGCCGGGUGCCCGAGUGGCGGCCCGAGCGUCCCGAGCGCCCGCCAGAGCGCGGAGUGGUGGCUCGGAGGCUGGCCGAUCAUGACAGUCGGGACGAAUAGUGCCAAGGAGGGGUUCAAGGACCUGUCUCGCGCCGAGGACGGGGGCGCGGGCGCGGCUUGGGGCGACGACCUCGGCGACCUGGGCGACCUGGGCGUAGAGGCCACCGCGGCCAGCAGUGCGGAGCAGAGCCCGCCCGCCGGGACUGCAGCGACGGCGCCGCCGAAGGCGGAGGCGCGCCAGCUGAGCGCCCUGGAGGUGGCCCGGUCCGUGGACGAGGCCACGAGGGCCAAGGACCAGCUGGCCAAGCAGGCCGUCAGCUCGGCGCGCGACGCGGUCCUGGCGCAGCGGGCCGCGCUGCAGGCGCAGAUGGCGGAGCAGGAGCGGCGGCUGGCGGAGGAGGAGCGCCGGCUGGCUGCGCUGGAGCAGGAGCUGAACUCGGGGGCCGACAGGCACGAGCGCCACCACAUCGAGGCGCUGCGGGCCAAGAUCGAGGCCGCGGGCCGCGAGGAGAAAGAACUAGAGCGGGAGACCGACAGGAAACGCGAGGCGAUGCAAGUGGCCACAGACGCAUACGUGGACGCGCAGGAGCGGCUGGAGGAGAAGAGGGCGCAGAGCCGGCAGCUGCAGGACGACAUGCUGGAGAUUGUCUUGGCUCUCGGGCGAAACAAGGACGCGAAGCUGACUGGCCUGCUCACCCAGGUUCCAGAGGUGGGCCGCGUCAGCGAGCAGAGCCCCGCGGCGGAGGGCGCCGCCGCCGCGGCGCGGCCCGCCGCCGCGGAGGGCGCCUGCGCCGGCAGCGAAGCCUGCUGGUGAGGCCGGGGAGCCGAACGCC
Prorocentrum cordatum is the source of this 1063-nucleotide messenger RNA. NCBI's taxonomy places the organism in Eukaryota, Dinophyceae, Prorocentrales, Prorocentraceae. The record is from the annotation of a GenBank genome assembly.